CUUGAUGCGACUCUCUUUUUCUUUUUGAUUUUUUUUUAAUGAAUUUUCUUGUUCUUUUUGUAUAUAAAUAAUAAUCCUAGGCAAGAAUACAGGCACAUAAGCAAAUAGUACACACAUCAUGACUGAAACUUUCAGAUUCCUCCACUAUUUCACCAACCCUGAACGCCGCACAUGCUUUCUUCGCAUUUGAUCCAAUUCUGGAUAUAUAUGCAGCAUUAUAGUUUCUGAUAGAACUGGAUUGAACUUGUCUAUUUGAGUUCUGGUUCUGGAUUUCUUUUGUUAAUGGAUGUCAAUCUGCAGUUGGUUGAUGUGGCAUUUUGCCUGUUCUUUGUGGUGUGGCUAUUGUGGGAUUUCCUGAAGGAAAGAGGAGAUUUUGGUGGUGAUAAUCAUUUGUUGCUUAGAGGAAAACUGUCCCUUUUCAGCAAGAUUACUGUUGUAUUAAACUUCAUAAUCAGCAUUUCUUAUGUGGGAUUCUGUCUUCAUGAGUUUUGGGUCGGGACUGGGCCGAUUGAGGCGGGUUUCUCAACACUUGCUUGGUGUUGUGCAUGUGUUCUUGCAGUUUAUGCAGUGAGCAGAGGGGCUGAAAAGUGGCCAUUAGUUCUUGUUCUGUGGUGGGGGUUUUCGAGCACGUGUGAUUUGCUUGUGGUUGUCUUUUAUAUCCUCCACCGUUUCGAGUCUGCAGAAGUGCCCAAGUUUCUUCCCAAAGCUAACAUUAUUGAUUUUCUGUCACUUCCGCUGUCUGUGCUGCUAUGUUUCAGCGCUCUGCGUAAGAAUAUUGCCAAGAAAAUGAGUGAUACCAUAAAACCAUUACUUGAAAAUCAGUUACGGAAUGAUUUAGGACAUGAUAGUGAUCCAUUUUCUACUGCUGGAAUUUGGAGCCAGCUAACGUUCAGAUGGCUUAAUCCUCUCUUUGAAAAGGGUCGCCAUGAGAAACUCCAACUGGGAGACAUACCGCCAAUUCCUCGAUCAGAAACUGCUGAUGAAGCGGCUUCGUUGCUUGAAGACUCUUUCAGAAAGCAGAAAACUCAGGUUGCCUCCCUGCCAAAUGCCAUACUCGAUGCAAUAUGGACGCCCCUGGCCAUAAAUGCAGUUUUUGCAGGGGUCAAUACAACUGCUUCCUACAUUGGUCCACUGUUAAUUACGAGCUUCGUCGAUUUCUUGUCAGCAAAGGAUGAAAAGUUGAAAUGGCACCAUGGUAUGGUUCUUGCAUUGGUCUUCUUCACUGCAAAGACUGUGGAGUCGUUAUCUCAGAGGCAGUGGUAUUUUGGUGCUCGUCGUAUUGGCAUCAGAGUCCGGGCGGCUUUGAUGGCGUUGAUAUAUAAAAAAUCUCUGUCAAUUAAAUAUGGUGGUACCAGUAGCGGCAAGAUCAUUAAUUAUAUCAAUGUGGAUGUUGAGAGGAUUGGAGACUUUUGUUGGUACUUCCACGGGAUCUGGUUGCUUCCAGUUCAGGUUAUCUUUGCCCUCAUUAUCUUGUACAAGAACUUGGGGGCUGCUCCCUCUUUUGCUGCUCUUUUCACCACGAUAUUCGUGAUGGUGAGCAACACCCCACUUGCCAAUAUGCAAGAAAGACUCCACACCAAGAUAAUGGAAGCUAAAGAUUCACGGAUAAAAGCUACUUCAGAGACCUUGAAGAGCAUGAGAGUUUUGAAGCUGCACUCUUGGGAAUCGACUUUUUUGAAGAAGCUGCUUCAGCUUAGGGAGACAGAAAGAAGUUGGCUUAAGAAAUACCUCUACACUAGCUCAGCUGUUGCUUUCCUCUUCUGGGCUUCGCCAACGUUAGUUUCAGUCGUUACUUUUGGAGUUUGUGUUGUGUUGGGAACACCGUUAACAUCAGGGACGGUUCUCUCUGCUUUGGCCACUUUUCGAAUUCUUCAAGAACCUAUUUAUAAUCUACCAGAGCUUAUUUCUAUGAUUGCUCAGACUAAAGUCUCAAUUGAUCGAGUUCAGAGUUUUAUCAUGGAAGAUGAUCAGAAGAGGUUGUUGCACUAUACUACUGCUAGUAAGCCGGGUGUCGCCAUUGAGAUUGAACCGGGAGAGUUCGCAUGGCAGAAUAGAGAAGGAAAGAAACCGACCAUUAAGAUAACCAAGAAACUCAAAUUAUCAAAAGGGAGCAAGGUGGCUAUUUGUGGUUCAGUUGGCUCCGGUAAAACGAGUUUCCUCUGCAGUAUACUCGGCGAGAUACCUAGAAUUUCCGGGCCAAGUAUUAAAACUUACGGUUCAAAAGCUUUCGUCCCACAAAGUGCCUGGAUACAAACUGGCACCAUCAGAGAUAACGUGUUGUUUGGUAAGGAAAUGAAUAGAGAUUUAUACGAAAAUGUGGUGGAAGCUUGUGCACUGAACCAUGACAUCGAGAUGUGGGCCGAUGGAGAUUUAUGCGUAGUUGGUGAACGGGGGUUGAACUUGAGUGGUGGACAAAAGCAAAGAAUCCAAAUGGCGAGGGUGCUCUACAGCAACUCUGAUAUAUAUUUGCUGGAUGAUCCUUUCAGCGCCGUUGAUGCACAUACUGGGGCUCACAUGUUCAAGAAAUGCCUGAUGCAACUCUUGCGUAACAAGACUGUCGUCUAUGUUACUCAUCAGCUGGAGUUUUUAGAUGCUUCUGAUCUUGUGCUGGUUAUGAAGGAUGGCAGAAUUGUCGAGUCAGGAAAAUAUGAAGAUUUGAUUUCAAAUCCUGAUGGGGAACUCAUAAGACAAAUGGCAGCUCACAGUAAAUCUUUAAAUCAGGUGAACCCUCACAAGACUACCAACUCAGAUAAGAGCUACCACCAGGCUAAACAAAUAGAAGAAACGGGAAUACAAUUUGUCGACCUUAGCAGAAGUAGCAGAGUUUCAGAGCGAAAUCUGCAUGAAGAAACAGAAAGUGGCAGAGUGAAAUGGCACGUCUAUGCAACCUUCGUCACCUCUGCAUACAAAGGGGCUCUAGUUCCAAUUAUCCUGUUGUGUCAGGUCCUUUUCCAGGUUCUGCAGAUGGCAAGCAAUUACUGGAUUGCUUGGGGAUCAGAAAGAAACGGGAGUGUCACAAAACAGCAAUUGAUUGAGAUAUUUGCUUUGCUUUCUGGUGGAAGCUCCUUCUUUAUUUUGGGUCGAGCAUUUGUGCUGUCGACCAUUGCUCUUGAGACUGCUCAGCGCCUCUUCCUAGGAAUGAUCACAUCAGUUUUCCGUGCACCUUUGUCAUUCUUCGACUCCACACCUUCAAGCAGAAUUCUCAAUCGGUCUUCAACAGAUCAAAGCAUAGUGGACACAGACAUUCCAUACAGAUUAGCUGGACUAGCGUUUGCGCUUAUUCAGCUUUUGAGCAUCAUUGUGCUUAUGUCCCAUGUCGCCUGGCAGGUCUUUUUCCUCUUCCUCAUCAUCUUCGGCAUCUCCAUAUGGUAUCAGUCAUACUACAUCAGCAGUGCAAGAGAAUUAGCUCGAAUGGUUCCAAUUCAGCAAGCUCCCAUUCUCCAGCACUUCUCAGAAUCGAUAUCUGGAGCAACAGUAAUACGGAGCUUCAAUCAGGAAGAUCGGUUUUGGAAGAAGAAUGCGGAACUCAUCAACGAUUACUCUCGUGUUGCCUUCCACAAUUCUGGCACUAUGGAAUGGCUCUGUGUUCGGAUCAACUUUCUGUUCAACCUCGUCUUCUUCAUCCUUCUCAUCAUCCUCGUUAGCCUUCCAAGAUCAGCCAUCGACCCUAGCUUGGCAGGACUAGCAGCUACCUAUGGUUUGAACUUAAAUGUACUCCAAGCAUGGGUGAUAUGGAACCUCUGCAACGUUGAAAACAAAAUGAUCUGUGUGGAAAGGAUCCUUCAGUUCACCGGCAUACCAAGUGAAGCUCCACUGCUGAUCGAAGACUGCAGACCGGACACAAAAUGGCCGCUCAAUGGAAGAAUUGAAGUCGAAAAUCUCCACGUACAGUACAACCCUUUUCUUCCUAAAGUACUCAAAGGAAUCACCUGCACCUUCCCAAGUAAAAAGAAAAUUGGUGUUGUGGGUAGAACUGGAAGUGGAAAGUCUACUCUAAUCCAAGCCCUCUUCAGAGUUGUGGAGCCUACACAAGGACGCAUCAUGAUUGAUGGAAUAGACAUUUCCAAGAUAGGUUUGCAAGACUUAAGGUCUAAGUUAAGUAUAAUCCCGCAAGAUCCAACUUUGUUUCAAGGAACUUUGAGGACAAAUCUUGAUCCUCUGCAAGAGCACACAGAUCAUGAGAUAUGGGAGGUUUUACACAAAUGUCAUCUCGCUGAAAUUGUGAAACAAGAUGAACGACUUCUUGAUGCUCCAGUCGCUGAAGAUGGAGAAAAUUGGAGUCUGGGGCAACGGCAACUUGUAUGUCUAGCUAGAGUGCUGUUACAAAGGAGACGGAUAUUGGUCCUGGAUGAGGCUACAGCUUCAGUAGAUACAGCAACGGAUAACUUGAUCCAGAAUACGAUUAGAGAAGAAACUAGCGAAUGUACAGUUAUAACUGUGGCUCAUCGGAUACCUACCGUAGUUGACAAUGACCUAGUUCUGGUUCUUGGUGAAGGGAAGAUUGUAGAAUACGACUCUCCCGCUCAGUUGCUUGGAGAUAGUAGUUCUGCAUUCUCAAGUUUGGUAAUGGAAUUCUUGAGAAGAUCUUCUACCAAGAACAGCUAUGAAUGAGAAUGACAUUAAAUUCUUUGGCUCAGCAGAUCAUAAAUCACAAUCACUGGCUCGUUAUUGCUUCAAUGAGGAUGAACCGUGCAAAGGUUUGACAUGAAUCAUGACAGACUUAGAAGAUAGCACUUUGUCUACUUAUAUUUGUACAUAGGAACUCACAACAGAUUAACUGAUACAAAUUACUUAGGAAGGAUAGCAUCGAUGUCAUUCUAGAUUCACAAAUUUUGCAGAGUAAACCAGCUCAUACAGAAUGAUAGGUUAGACAACAUAAAUCUGGACCAGUUAUCGGCCCAGAAUUAUCGUUCUAGUUGUAAAUAUAACUAUAGUCUGUUAUAAUAUGCAUUCCGCCUUCACAUUGUUGGGAAAUAAGUAACAUGAUUGAUUGAUCUCC
Molecule: messenger RNA, 4999 nt
Organism: Sesamum indicum (sesame)
Lineage: Eukaryota; Viridiplantae; Streptophyta; Magnoliopsida; Lamiales; Pedaliaceae
Product: putative ABC transporter C family member 15
Biological process (GO): transmembrane transport
Cellular component (GO): membrane
Molecular function (GO): ATP binding; ABC-type transporter activity; ATP hydrolysis activity
Source: RefSeq, a predicted model, not a curated record